Messenger RNA from Aspergillus wentii DTO 134E9, 1393 nucleotides. RefSeq lists its product as uncharacterized. The record is from RefSeq and is a predicted model, not a curated record. The transcript has a single exon. NCBI's taxonomy places the organism in Eukaryota, Fungi, Ascomycota, Eurotiomycetes, Eurotiales, Aspergillaceae. Gene Ontology annotation, biological process: polysaccharide biosynthetic process. Gene Ontology annotation, molecular function: dTDP-4-amino-4,6-dideoxygalactose:2-oxoglutarate transaminase activity; pyridoxal phosphate binding. Bases 106 to 1245 code for a protein of 379 amino acids.
CUCAGCUUCAGCCCAGCUGAGAUAUUGCACACGUGAUGCAGCGCUAACAGCCCACAGCUGCCUUUCUCUCAUCCUGAUUCUCUGUAUUCCUCUCAACAGCACAAGAUGAUCCCAAACAACGUCCCUCCCGUCACCGGCAAGGAACUCGAGUACAUCACCCAAGUCGUGAAUGGCGGCACCCUCAGCGACGGCGGCGGCCCGUUCAGCCAACGCUGCCAAUCCUGGCUUGAGGAACGCCUCAACUGCCCCCGAGCCUUCCUGACACCAUCCGGCACCGCGGCUCUCGACCUCGCCGCGCUGACGCUCGACAUCCGGCCUGGCGACGAGGUCAUCGUCCCCAGUUACACAUACAUCUCCACGGCAAAUGGGUUUCUGCUGCGCGGGGCGUCGCUCGUCUUCGUCGAUGUCGAGCCAGAUACGAUGAAUAUCGACGUGGGGAAGGUCCGCGAGGCGAUUUCCCCCAAGACACGUGCUAUUGUUCCUGUUCAUUAUGCAGGUGUACCGUGUGAUAUGGAUGGGCUUGUGGAGGCGAUUGGCGAUAGGAAAGAUAUAUACAUCGUCGAAGACGCAGCGCAGGGGUUGUUUUCUUCGUAUAAAGAUGGGAGGGCGCUAGGCACGAUCGGCCACAUUGGGUGUAUUAGUUUCCACGCGACAAAGAACGUCACGGCCGGUGGUGUGGGGGGAGCUAUCCUCAUUAAUGAUCGGAGCUUGAUUGAUCGCGCAGAGACGAUCCGGGAUAAAGGGACUACGAGACCUCAGUUUCUGCGUGGCGAGGUGGACCACUAUACAUGGCAGCAAGCGGGGGUUAGCUGUGUCCUGAGUGAGAUGCAAGCGGCAUAUCUCUGGGCUCAGCUAGAGGCGUCUGACCAGAUUCAGGCGCAUCGGCACAGACUGUGGAAAUAUUACCAAGAGAGUCUGGGUGGGCUACGGGAUAAAGGUGUUGGGAUUCCAGCUGCGUGUGCUUCGGGCCAACAUAAUGCGCACAUCUUCUUUAUUAAAACGCGAGAUGAAGAUGAGCGACGCCGGUUCACGUCCGCCAUGAAAGAUAAGGGGAUUGCAGUCCUGGCGCAUUAUGGACCUUUGCAUAAGACUCCUCCUGGUCAGCAGGGUCGCCAUGUUUUGCAUCCAGAGGACUAUGCAUCGCGGGAGAGUGGGCGACUGGUUCGGCUGCCGUUGUUUUAUGCCUUGACCUUGGAGCAGGCAGAGUACGUUGUUAGCCAGGUUAAGGGUUUUUUCGUAGAGUAGGUAUAUAUUUAUGACAGAAUGAAUUUGAAUAUGCAUCCUAAAUAAUACAAGUGACGUAUACCUGCACUUUGUGGACAAAUUGACCAACUAGGCAAGGAUAGUCUAGCCCCAACAGCCCCGCAUUGGCUGAAAAGCGACGAUCUCUUCA